This is a messenger RNA of Vittaforma corneae ATCC 50505, 1332 nucleotides long. RefSeq lists its product as uncharacterized. The record is from RefSeq and is a predicted model, not a curated record. The coding region runs from base 1 to 1332 and encodes 443 amino acids. Lineage: Eukaryota; Fungi; Microsporidia; Nosematidae. The transcript has a single exon.
AUGACUUGCGUUGAUUUCCCAACAUUCACUCUAAAGACGACAAAAAACUAUGUAUUUGUUGCAGGAGGCGGCGGAAACAAGGAUUAUGGAAAACAAAACGGUGUUGUUGCGUUUAGAAAGGAGAAUAUUUCCAAGGAACUAGGGGAUUUUGAAGAUUUCUUCCAAACUGAUGAUUUUAUACUUCAUCUUCAAGUUUAUACAUCUUGUGAGGAAGAACAGGAUGGUCAAAUGGAAAGGCUGUUGAUUAGAGAAAGGCCUGCUAUUGCUGAAGAGUUCGACCCGAGUGAUAGUGAAGAUGCUUGUGCUGAAGAAUUAUCCACUACAAGUGAGGAGAAAGGCGCGAUGGAAGAUGGUAAUAAAAAUGACAUCCAAAGCGUAAACGAAGAAGCAGAAAACGAAAAUAUUGUUAGCAAAAAUGGCGAUGACAAUAAAAGUAAGACAGGUGGCGAUGGUAGUGAAAACAAAAACGAAGGAGACACUAGAACCAAAAAGGAAGUACUAAGCAGUCUUCAAAAGAAUCCUAUUUUUGUGGCUGGGAUUGGUGACAAGAACUUCUAUCUUCUUCGAUUUGAUGGGAAGUUCAGCUUAUGCUGUGUGUCAAAUAAUAAAAUCAGGCAGGCACACUUGUCUGAACAUUUGAUUUUACUAAAAAAUAACAUUAUUGCUGGAUUUCACAACAUCAUCCACCAGAAUAAGCCUACCUUAAACUUCAAAAUUAAAAAAUUCCAUGAAGACACCGAGAAUCUGGCAGAAGAAUAUGUUUACAAACUGUACAAGAAGAAAGAUGAGGUGGUCGCACUCAACGAUCACUGCACCCAGGAUAUUCCAGAGGAUUGGUUUAAGUUUUUCAUUUUUGGAAACUCGAUCCACAAAGUGAUCAACGAAAAUGAUAAGAACACUUUUGUUUUCCAUAAUCAGAAGUAUGAAAUUGAAGGCAAAUUGUCUAAUUUUAUUGUGCAAAAGAGCCGAAUAAUCUUUUUUGCCAAUAGGGAGAAGGAGGGACAUCUAUAUUUUAUAGACCAGUCAAGUAAAAGGUAUGAGCUUCCGAAGAUAACAGCCAUUGCACAAUUCAAUGACACAACAUGUGUUGCUACUGCACAGGGCGAUGUCAUUAUUUAUGUUGAUGGAGUGUAUUCACAGAAGCACAGUGUGGCUACAAUUCCAAUAUCAGGCGUGGGCCUUGACGACUCUAAGAUUUAUUUUUGUAUUCUUACAGGUGAAAUAGGAUGCAAGAAAUACUCAACAUCAACUCACUUAGUCCUCAAAACUGCAUCGAUUCUGGUUUUGGUUAUUGCAAUCAUUAUAGCCGUCAUAUUCAAAUAUAAAAGAUAA